UAUGCCCGGGUCUGGCUCCCAGAUGCUGUGGAGGCAUGGAAGCCAGCAGAGCUCACCAAAGACUACACUCCUGGAGACAGGGCUCUGUGUCUACAGCUGGAGGAUGGCACAAAUGUGGAACACAAGAUCGACCCCCAGACCAACAGUUUACCCCCGCUAAGGAACCCUGAUAUCCUGGUGGGGGAGAAUGACCUGACAGCUCUCAGCUACCUCCACGAACCAGCAGUACUACACAAUCUCAAAGUGCGCUUCGUGGAGUCCAAGAUGAUCUACACAGAUCAGAGGAACCAGUCCAUCAUCGUGAGUGGGGAGUCUGGGGCUGGUAACGCUGAUGAUUUCCACUGUACCAACCAGGGAGGUAGCCCUGUCAUAGAGGGAGUAGACGAUGCCAAAGAGAUGUGCAGCACCCGGAAGGCUUUCUCACUGUUAGGAAUCAAUGAAACGUACCAAAUGGACCUUUUCCAAAUCCUGGCCGCUCUGCUUCACCUUGGCAACGUGGAGGUGGAAGAGAGAUCGGCAGACAGCAGUAACAUCCUGCCUGACAAUAGUCACCUGACGGUGUUCUGUGAGCUGAUGGGCGUGGCCUACCAGGACAUGUCUCAUUGGCUGUGCCACAGGAAAUUGAAGACUGCCACGGAGACCUACGUUAAGCCCCUCUCCAAAGUGCAUGCGGUCAACGCACGGGACGCGCUGGCCAAACACAUCUACGCUAAACUCUUCAGCUGGAUCGUAGACCACAUCAAUGAGACUCUGCGCUCUGCUGUCAAACAGCGUUCCUUCAUUGGGGUUCUCGACAUCUAUGGGUUUGAAACGUUUCACAUCAACAGCUUUGAGCAGUUCUGUAUCAACUAUGCCAACGAGAAGCUUCAACAGCAGUUUAACAUGAUGCCCAAAGGCUCCGAUGACACAUGGGCUCAGAAACUUUACAACACCUUCCUGAAGAAAAAUGAUCUUUUUGACAAACCUCGUAUGUCCAACAAAGCCUUUAUCAUCCUCCACUUUGCAGACAAGGUGGAGUACCAGUGUGAGGGAUUCCUGGACAAGAAUAAGGACACUGUCAAUGAGGAGCAGAUUAUUGUGCUCAAGCUAAGCAAGUUUGAUCUGCUGUUGGAGCUGUUCAGCGACGAGGAGAAGCCUGCAGGCUCCCUGACCAGUCGCAGUAAGAUGACACGGCCUGUUCAGGCUCAGAGAGACCACAAGAAGACCGUCGGGACGCAGUUUCGUAACUCUCUACAUCUGCUGAUGGAGACUCUGAAUGGAACAACCCCUCACUAUGUACGCUGCAUCAAGCCCAAUGACCUCAAAUCCCCAUUCAUGUGGACCUACCAGGAGUUCUUCAACCGGUACCGGGUUCUGAUGAAACAGAAGGACAUUCUCUCAGACAGGAAGCAGACUUGCAGGAACGUCCUGGAGAAAUGGGUUCAGGACCAGGACAAAUACCAGUUUGGAAAGAGCAAGAUCUUCUUCAGGGCGGGUCAGGUGGCCUAUCUAGAGAAGCUACGUUCUGAUAAACUGAAGAAGGCGUGUGUUCGUAUCCAGAAGACCAUCAGAUGUUGGCUGGCCAGGAAGAGGUAUCUCCGUAUGAGACAAGCUGCCAUCACCAUACAGAAAAACACACGGGGUUACCAGGCGCGCUGUCUGGUAGUGUUCCUGAGGAGGACCAGAGCAGCGGUUAUCAUCCAGAAGAACCAGCGUAUGUUAGUGGCCAGGAGACGCUACCAGCAGCAGAGGUCUGCAUCCAUCACCAUGCAGCGUCUGCUACGGGCCUACCAGGCCAGACAGACCUACCGCAAGCUGCUGUACGAACACAAGGUUCUCACCAUCCAGAGGUGGGUGAGGGGCUGGCUGGCCAGGCGGAGGUGCAGACGGUCCCUGAGGGCCGUGGUUUAUCUCCAGAGCUGUGUGAGACGAGUGGCUGCCAGGAGGGAGCUGAGGAAGCUACGGGUGGAGGCGCGCUCUGUAGAACACUUCAAGACGCUCAACGUGGGCAUGGAGAACAAGAUCAUGCAAUUGCAGAGGAAGGUGGACGAACAGCACAAGGAGAACAGAGAGCUCAGUGAGAGGUUGCGUACUGUGGAGCGGUCCCGGGCAGCGGAGAGCGAGAGACUGGGGAGAGAGGUGGAGCGACUGCGCGUGGCAGAGGAGGAGAGCAGAGUUAAAGCAGACGGGGUACCUUCCCUCCUGGAACAGCUGUCAUUCCUCCGUCAGGAAUUGGAGAAUACCAGGGAGGAGAAAAAGGCCAUACAGGAGGAGGCUAGGACAUACAGGGUGGACACUGAGAAGGUGGUGUCAGAGUUGAAUGAGAACAACAGCUUGUUGGUAACAGAGAAAGACAAUAUGAAUCAGCUGAUCCAGGAACAGAGACAACAGAUAGCAGAGAGCAAGGCUAAAGACGGUAUGCAGCUGGAGAGUGACCUCCGUGAGGAGCGUGACCACUACCAGAGUCUGCUGAGUGAAUACACACACCUAAAAGAGAGACACGCCGACCUGAAAGAAGAGAUGACUAUCAGUGUGAUCACCAAUAAACCAGGCCACCGGAGAACAGACUCCAACUACAGCAGCAAUGAGUCUGAGGGAACUCCCAGCUCUGGAUUCGCGGAGGGAAGAAACAGCUCCGUGAAAACUCCCAGCUCAACACGCAGCUCCUCGGGGUUCACCGAGUCGGAGACGAGAUCUCUACGAGGAGACGACGCGUCGCACCAGGACGCGGUUGACAUGUCAGUCCUGUUGAAGCUGCAGAGGAGAGUCACCGAGCUGGAGCAGGACAAACAGACACUGCAGAGACACCUGGAUAAGCGGGAGGAGGCACAACAAGACCAGGUCCAAAAUGCAGAGAAGCAAAAGACUGCGGGGAGAGCUGAGCUAGACCUGGAGGCUCUGAAACGCCAGGAGCUGGAGUCGGAGAACAAGAGGCUGAAGACAAACCUGGCGGACCUGCGUCAGUCUCUAGCUACAGUCUCCAACCCCGGGGGUAAGACCAACCCCGGGGCUAAGACCAACCCCGGGGCUAAGACCAACCCCGGGGCUAAGACCUCCACCAGCAGCCCCGGGCCGGGCUCCCCUCCCUACACCGUGCUCCUUGAACAGCUCAACUCCUCCAACGAGGAGCUGGAGGUCAGGAAGGAGGAGGUGCUGCUCCUCCGCUCACACCUGGUCCGCCAGGAGGUGCUCAAACACAACAAGCUGCAGGUGCAGGACAAGAGGCACGAGAAGGAGGUGGAGGAGCUGAAAGAGGAGGUGCUCAGGGUAAAAGAGGAGAACAGGCAGCAGCAACAGUUCCUCUCCCAGAGCCUCCUCCUCCCCCAGGAGGCCCGCAUCGAGGCCAGCCUGCACCACGAGAUCACACGCCUUACCAGCGACAACCUGGACCUGAUGGAGCAGCAAGAGAAACAGGACAAGAUGAUCCGCAAACUAAAAAAACAGCUCAAAGUCUACGUCAAGAGGGUAGAAGAAUACGAAGCUAGCGGUCAGAUGGAGAGGGUGGCUCCAGGUCCAGAGCCUCGCUCUCCUGUUGGUAUCACCCGGAAGGAGAGGGACUUCCAAGGCAUGCUGGAGUACCGGAGGGGGGAUGAGAGCAAACUACUGAAGAGUCUGGUUGUGGAGCUGAAGCCUCGCGGUGUGGCGGUUAACUUCCUCCCUGGUCUGCCGGCCUACAUCCUGUUUAUGUGUCUGAGACAUGCUGACUACUCUAAUGAUGACCAGAGAGUCAGCAUCCUGCUCAACUCUACCAUCAACAGCAUCAAGGGAGUCCUCAAGAGGCGAGGAGAUGACUUUGAGACUGUGUCUUUCUGGCUGGCCAACACCUGCCGGUUCCUACACUGCCUGAAGCAGUACAGUGGAGAGGAGGCGUUUGUAAAGAACAACACCCCGCGGCAGAAUGAGCACUGCUUGUGUAACUUUGACCUGUCAGAGUACCGUCAGGUCCUCAGUGACCUGGCCAUCCAGAACUACCAGCAGCUGGUCAGAUGCAUGGAGGAGGCCCUGCAGCCUAUGAUAGUUCCGGGUAUGCUGGAGCAUGAGAACUUCCAGGGAGUUCUGGGGUCUAACCCACGGGCCUUCGGAAGAGGACGUCCAGUUUCCCCGGAGAGGCUGUUUACACGGUGGACAGCAUCCUACAGCAACUCGGUCUCCGUCCACGCUACCCUGAUUCAGCAUGAACGUCGACCCCGAGCUCUCAAACAGGGGGGGAGGCAGCAGUUCUAG
Salvelinus sp. IW2-2015 is the source of this 4203-nucleotide messenger RNA. NCBI's taxonomy places the organism in Eukaryota, Metazoa, Chordata, Actinopteri, Salmoniformes, Salmonidae. The record is from RefSeq and is a predicted model, not a curated record.